Exophiala mesophila is the source of this 3240-nucleotide messenger RNA. RefSeq lists its product as uncharacterized. Gene Ontology annotation, molecular function: mRNA binding; translation initiation factor activity; ribosome binding. Gene Ontology annotation, biological process: translational initiation. The transcript is spliced from 6 exons. Bases 342 to 2588 code for a protein of 748 amino acids. Lineage: Eukaryota; Fungi; Ascomycota; Eurotiomycetes; Chaetothyriales; Herpotrichiellaceae. Gene Ontology annotation, cellular component: cytosolic small ribosomal subunit. The record is from RefSeq and is a predicted model, not a curated record.
CUUCAUUCUUGUUUCUGAAGAAUCCCACUCACCCUUUCUCCCUCUCCCGUCCUCCUCUUCUAAACGCCUCUUGUGGUCCCCGCGCAGUUUGUCCGUCUACCGCAAUCGCUGACAUUGACUUGUCAAGUACGGGAACCGCCAGAUUGUGACAAUUCCUCAGUCUCCUCGUGCCUGCGAAUCCGAAUCCGUCACCGGAUUUUCGACCCUGACCACAAAGGUCCCUUUCCUCUAUCUAUCUUUGCCCGCCUCCCUCGAGCCUUGCUGUCAAUCAGAUUUAGCCUUCAGAUCCCAUUGGUACAGGACUCCUUGUCUUACCACUUAAUUCCUCGUCGGUCGCCAGCAUGGCCGUCACAACGCAGUUUGCUUUCCGCACGCUCAAGGAAGUUGGAAUUGUCAAUGCUGUUCCUUCUUACGAGUCCUUGCCCGACUUUGAGAGGCCACAAGGAAACAUUCGUUCUUGCGCCUAUUCUCCCUGCGGUCGUUACUUUGCUUGGACAACGGUCGAAAAAGUCAACAUCAUUAGCGCAGAUAAUGGUGCAAUCGUUUCCACCCUCCCUGCCGAAAAUGUCUUUGAGCUAGGAUUCUCCCCCUUGGGCACCUACAUCAUCACAUGGCAACGACCCUCCAAGGAUGAGAAUGGCGACGCCGUCAAGAACUUGAAGGUCUGGCUGGUCUUUGAUGACAAGGCGGCUGCCGAAGGGGUCGAAAAGCAACCUCUAGCGACAUAUGUGCAAAAGUCCCAAACAGGCUGGAACUUGCAAUACACCUAUGAUGAAGCCUUUUGCGCUCGAACCGUCACAAAUGAAAUUCAGAUCUAUCAAAGUCAUGACCUGUCGACCGUCUGGAAUAAAAUCCGGAUCGAAGGCGUUACCGACUUUGCUGUGUCGCCAGGGAAAAAUCAUUCCAUCGCCGCAUUUGUCCCCGAAAGAAAGGGCCAACCUGCUGCGGUCCGUGUUUACAACGUUCCAGAGUUCACGACCCCUGCCUCGCAGAAAAACUUCUUCAAAGGUGACAAGGUCCAGCUAAACUGGAACGACAACGGCACCUCCUUGAUUGUGCUAGCACAAACAGAAGUUGACAAGACUGGGAAGAGUUACUACGGAGAGACCACGCUGUAUCUUCUCAGUGCGAGUGGUGGUUUUGACUCGAGAAUUGAUCUAGACAAGGAAGGGCCCAUUCAUGAUGUUUCGUGGUCGCCAAAAUCCAACAGCUUCGCUGUCGUCUACGGGUAUAUGCCUGCAAAGACCGUCAUCUUCAAUGCGAGAGCACAGCCUGUUCACACUUUCCCUCUAGGACCGAGGAAUACCGUUCUCUUUUCCCCUCAUGGACGCUAUGUCCUUGUGGCUGGUUUCGGGAACUUGGCUGGUCAGAUGGACAUCUACGACCUUGAAAAGGAUUUUGCCAAGAUCUGCACUAUCGAAGCCAGUAACGCUAGUGUCUGUGAAUGGUCACCCGAUGGUGUACACAUUUUGACUGCGACAACUUCUCCCCGUCUUCGCGUUGACAAUGGCAUUCGUAUCUGGCACGCCAGUGGUCCUCUGGUCUACAACGGGGAAAUGAAUGAGCUGUACAAUGUGUACUGGCGCCCGCAGAAAGCAUCAGCUCAUCCCUUGGCUCCAAAUCCACUAGCAAUCGCUCCAGUCUUGCACAGCAGUGCCACUGACUACAUGGCAACACGAAAAACCCCGAGCAAGCCAGCUGGUGCUUACCGACCGCCAGGAGCCCGAGGCCAAGUGACUCCCCUUUCCUUCAAACGUGAGGACGAAGGCGGUGCAGCUUAUAUCCGAGACGGGACUUCAUCGUUUUCUAGUAAUGUCAACGGAUUUGGCAAGCCUCGUCAACGAAUCGUCCCUGGGGCCGAAGUCGUCGAGGAUAAAGCGCCACUUCCGCCGGGUGCUGCCCCUGGGGGAGGGGUGAGUCUCACGGGUACUGGGGAAGGCGCUGAUGGAGAACCUCUGUCUAAAGCUGCAAAGAAGAAUGCAAAGAAACGCGAGGCUAAGAAAGCCGCCGCCGCCGCAGCCCGUGAUCAACAUGGUUCCGGGAAUUUGGCUCCCGAGCAAAGCGGUACACAGAAGAAAAGCGGGAGCCGAAGUCCCGACGGCCGUGGACAUCAACGAAGCCAGAGUCGAAAUUACGUCCCGGCUCCUGGCCUGGAACCUCCAUCGGGACCAAGAAAGGAAAGAAGCCGCAGCAAUUCCCGUAGGCAACGUGGUGACACCAACGGCUCUCAUCAUGCUCAGACAAAUGGCUUCGCCAAAGGACCUGCGCCAUCAACGCCCAACCUCAAAGGACAACGAGGAAGUGCCCCGGCCAACAUCAAUACCACUGGCCAACUGCCACCUCCCCCGCCCAUUCCAGCAAGUGACCCGCCAGAGUUGGAGGUCACCAGCCCAAUGACACCUGGUGCAAGUCAAGACCCCAGAGAUAAGAAAAUUCGGGGCCUCUUGAAGAAAAUCCGUGCCAUUGAAGACCUCAAGAUGCGUUUCGCGGGAGGUGAGAAGUUGGAAGACACUCAAAUGAGAAAGAUCACGAGCGAGGAUAGUGUCCGGAAAGAACUGACUGGGCUGGGUUACUCGGGACCUGUCUGAGCAUCUUUUUUUUUUAUUUCACUGGGUUUGCAACGGGUCGACAAUGGGUUUGGACGCGAAUGGAAAUCGUCCGCGACUGUAUCACGUUGAGGAGUUGCAGUGUUCUAUUGCAAGGGAGGUUGUUCUGCAUCAGCCAGUUUUGAGAUUGUUUUGGCUACAUGUCUUCCACCAGGCAGCAUCACGAUGUUCUUUGCGGGUUGCAACGGGCGCCUCUGAACCAGACAUUCGAGACCAAGUCGACUGUCAAGGGACCAUCUUGCUUAAAUCCAGAGGCUAGAAAAGCCGUCAAAGCGAUAUUUUUCGUUUAUUGAGCCAUAUCCGCCUGGACCUUCGGGGUGACCAAGGUGAGCUUGGUGUUGGGUGGUAGAUGGGACUUUGCAACUAAUAUGGGCCUUGAAAAAAAACACGAGCCUGCCAUUCGAGAUGUUUGCCGCCAGGGUUCUUUUCUUUCCGGCCAGCACCUUUUCGCUCGACUCUACCGGUGACUUUGGAAGGCCAAAAUUUAAACUGUGCUGCUCGUGCAAAGGGUUAGUCAAUCAAAUUGCAUGAAUCAGAGCUGGCCACUGGUGGAAAGGUAGGGUAAGACGGGGUAGGAUUAGUUUGGUUAUAUAGAAAUCCGAACGAUAUCCUCAUUACAUGUGGAAGCGACUAC